AUGCCCAAUGACCAGAUUUGGCGAUACACCGGUGACACGGAAUGGCGAUACAGCGCGUGCUCCGACGUCCCGAAGUGUGGAUCCACUAGAGCUCCAACUGCCCACCUGAGAGCUCUGGCCGACUACGUCAGGACUCUCAAGAACACCAACAGCUUCGCCUCGUAUCUGUCGGGUCACUUGAGACCUGGCUGUGAAGCCAAUGAGAUGGCGUUCCCCAACUCCAGCGACGACAAUGGCUACGACCUAGACAUCGUCGGGUCCCCGGAAUACCAGAUUCCACCGCCGCAGCUCACACUCCUGCAGCGCCUACUCUUCCGCAAUCCCGAUAACUACUCUAACAAUGUGAAAGCGAUGCUCGACACCGCUGCAGCAGGCAUGGGCCGCCAACCCACCCAGGAUGAGGUCAACGUCCUCAGCCAACUAGCCUACAAAGAAGCCGCAACCGCGGCAUGGACUGUCCCCGUCACCGUUGCGUUGGCCGGCUUCUUGACAUGGCAAACCCGCGGCACCUACCGCUUCCCUUUUUGGCAACCCAACUUUAUCAAAUUCACUCCCGAUGCCUUUCCAAGUGCCUCUAGGCCGCUUCUCCAGGGUCGUCUGGCGAAUCGCGCAUGGCACAAUACAAGAUUCACGGCCUACUUCCUCCUCACCAGUCUCGGCAUCGCUCCUUUUGUCGCCUCAUAUGCCACUUCAGUGGCCAUGGCAUCCGCCGCUCGAGAUGAGCGCCUCAACCAGUUCCGCAAGGACAUGAAGCCGGAGAGGCUGGUCCAGAUGACGGCCGACAAAAUGCCAGUCACCGCCUUGAAGCGCCAGCGCCACCGGACUGCGGAAGCCAUCAGCCAACUCGAAAAGUCGCUGGCCGCGUUGCCCCAGUCGGAUGAAAAGAUCAGGGAAACAACUCCGCUCAUACAGAAAAGGAUUGAUGAGUAUCGCAAGAUACUGGCCCACAUUGAUGCAAUCCUCGAGAGGAGGGGCGAAGGCAGCGCUGGGGACGACGGGUCAGCGCAGAACAGGGACUACGAGACACUCUCUGCUUCGAGCUCUACGGGAGGGUACAGUUUACCCUCGGAAUCCAACUACUCUUCUCCGACAAGCUACUCGAGAGAUCCGCCAUCUUCCGAGGGCCGAUCAGGAUGGGGCUCGGGCCAGCAGAGCUCUCCCCAGCGAAGCAGCAGCAGAUCCUCAGACGACUUGGACUAUGAUGAUGCAUCACCUCUUUCGCCCGCCGCGAGAGCCCAGUCAUCAUCACCCUCUAGCACCGGCUCAGCGUGGGAUCGCCUGCGGCAAGCCUCGAGACAGCCUCCGCGAGCUUCUGGGAAUGCCAACCAGAGCCAACAGGAAGAGGCUAAGGGUGCCGAUUACUAUGCGUACGAUGCCGCUGAAAAGGAGAGGAAUGCGGAGAAGGAUAAGGCCCAGGCCGAGUUUGACGCAAUGCUCGAGCGGGAAAGAAGAGGUAACGCGGGGCAGGGCAGUGAGCGGAAUAGCCGAUGGUGA
Messenger RNA from Colletotrichum costaricense, 1494 nucleotides. RefSeq lists its product as uncharacterized. The transcript is spliced from 3 exons. The record is from RefSeq and is a predicted model, not a curated record. NCBI's taxonomy places the organism in Eukaryota, Fungi, Ascomycota, Sordariomycetes, Glomerellales, Glomerellaceae. The coding region runs from base 1 to 1494 and encodes 497 amino acids.